AUGGCUUCCGAAUCCAGACUCUACGUCUUCAGCCAAGAGAGUAAAGACCACUUGCGAAAAUUCCGUCUCGGAACGUCGAGGGCUAGUACGCCGAAUGCCGUGAUCUAUCUGAUCGACAAGAAUACUCUGGAAAUCAAGCAGGAUGAAGAGAAGACCGUCUACAAGAGUUUGGAGGAGAUAGGGGAUGACUUGCCAGACCAUUCGCCAAGAUUUGUCCUGCUGAGUUAUCCAUUGACACUGCCUUCCGGACGACUAUCAGUACCGUACGUCCUGCUUUAUUAUCUACCGGUGACCUGCAAUGCAGAGCUGAGGAUGGUAUACGCUGGUGCCAAGGAGCUGAUGAGGAAUACGGCGGAGGUGGGAAAGGUAAUCGAGAUUGAUUCUGCAGAAGACUUGGAAGAAUUGCCAUCGAAGCUUGGUGCGGCAUAA
This is a messenger RNA of Mollisia scopiformis, 429 nucleotides long. Its product is annotated as glia maturation factor beta. Gene Ontology annotation, cellular component: actin cortical patch. The transcript is spliced from 4 exons. The record is from RefSeq and is a predicted model, not a curated record. Bases 1 to 429 code for a protein of 142 amino acids. Gene Ontology annotation, molecular function: Arp2/3 complex binding; actin binding. Lineage: Eukaryota; Fungi; Ascomycota; Leotiomycetes; Helotiales; Mollisiaceae. Gene Ontology annotation, biological process: actin filament debranching; negative regulation of Arp2/3 complex-mediated actin nucleation.